Molecule: messenger RNA, 1002 nt
Organism: Dibothriocephalus latus
Lineage: Eukaryota; Metazoa; Platyhelminthes; Cestoda; Diphyllobothriidea; Diphyllobothriidae
Source: the annotation of a GenBank genome assembly
AUGGUCGAAAACGAAGCCAUCUACGAUAUGUGCAGGCGCAGCUUGGAUAUUAAGAGGCCGACCUACACGAAUAUGAAUCAUCUGAUAGUGAGUUCCAUUAGAGUACCACUUCGCUUCGACGGCACAAUGGAAAAAGGAGAAGAGAUGGAAAACACGAAAGCCUGUCGCCUACAUCAGUCAAACCCACUAGGACACAGGAAUACACAACCCCAAUAUAUGACAGAUGAUCUUGCACUUAAUUCUAAGGAGGGUGGGGGGCAGGGAGAGGGCACGAUAAUUGAGUUGGAGGCCAGCUGUUGCAUAUGGGAGUACCUAGAACCGCGUGUUAUCAAAGUCCUAGCGGGUAUCUUUCGUCUGAGCUCGAACGCAAACUUCAGUCGUGGAGCUGGCCAAAUCCUAGAUUCCAAUCUGUGCAGUCAGCAAUCGAACUUGACUGGGAGUCGCAUGCAUCUAGGCACACCUGCGAGCAGCUCUGGCCCUGUAGAGACCAUCUGUGGAAGCGAAGCGCAAAGCAAGUUUGCGCGUUGGCGAGGCUCUAAUACGGCCUAUCAUGAAAUGCACGAGAGAGGAUCUUUACACCCCGCCCCUCAAUACGGCCCGAUAUGGCUCCCGGAUAUGCGCUGCGCAAUGGCGGACGGCAACGCUGUGGAAGUGAAGCAUGAAAUGACGCUCUCUAACGAUCUUAUUGGUUGCGUUAUUGGUAGAGGUGGCGCCAAAAUAAAUGAUAUUCGUAGGAUUUCUAAAGCCCACAUUAAAAUAUCGAACGCGGAGGAGUGGACCGACAUCAGACGAAUAACUGUUACCGGGAAUCCGAAUGCAGUUGAUACAGCAGUUCAAAUGAUCGAGAGCAGGAAAUCUGAUACUUACUGCAGUCACGGUAUCGGCCUGCUCGACCAAAUAAGCCCCCAACGGAGAAAGAGGGUGGAAUGCAGUGUCAAAUACAAGUCAGAAUCCAAGGCCAUUGACAGUGCACCAACACGAGGUAGGUGCUUGACUAUCUAA